AUGUAUACAAAAUUAAGAUCUAUACAGUCAGGAACAUUUAGCACAGUUUACAAAGCAUGGAGUACGAAGCAUAACCGCUAUGUCGCUUUGAAGAUUACUCCUAAAUACAAAACUUCAGAAGCCAGUAUGAAGAAUGAGUAUGACGUCAUGAAGAUGUUAAGUUCUUGUAAUCCUCAUCCCAACAUCUGUUCGAUGUUGGAUUUUUACACCGACGAUUCAUACUACGUCAUGGUACUAGAGUACUGCGAGUGUGGAGAUCUUUAUGACUUUCUAGAUAUUGCCAAAAGUCAAGGGACCCCAUCGUCUCCAUCUCUAAUCCAAAUUGAUAUGCAAAAGAUUAUCAAACAAUUGUGUUCGGCAAUCAGCUUUGCUCAUAGUUUGGGAAUUGCUCACCGUGAUAUUAAACCAGAAAACGUACUGCUAACCAUCAACGGUGACAUCAAAUUGGCUGACUGGGGCCAUGCUAUUCAAUCGUCCAAGUCCAAUGACUUUCAAAUCGGUACUGAUAAUUACAGGGCGCCGGAAACUUUUUCAGGCCGAGUCAACAACUCUCUCAUUAAGAGGAAGUUAGAUCCAUCACCAGCUCCAUUUUAUAACACGUAUCAAGCUGACUACUGGUCACUGGGAGCCACUAUAUUCUACUUGGUGUUUGGUGACUGCCUCUUCAGAGUUUCCAAAUCGAAGAGAAAUCAGCAUCUGAAAAACUUUGAUGAAUUCGAAAAAGAUCCAUUUGCAUUCAUUUACAAGAAGUACGUGGUACCAAGACUCGCCUGCGGCUACAAUGCUGAAGAAGAUCUACACAGUAGCCUACAACAUUCAAGACAGUACGUUUGGCAAGAUCUGCCCGAUAUCUACGAUGUAUUCCAUUUAUGCAAGAUCAUGUCAGAUACCUUAUUAAGAGUUUCCAAGGCUGAAGAGAGAUCCAUGGAUAGUUUUAUUGAACAAGUUGACUUUGCGUGGAACAAAGACCUUUCGAUGGACAGCUGCUUUUCUUACCAAAGCAAGAUUGAUUUGUUUUGGGAGCAAUGGUCUAUAAAUACAGAGUCAAUACCUUCGAAUUUCCCUUUUAAAAAUUUUGAGAAACCUUGCCUGGUUCAGGAUAGCAAAUAA
Molecule: messenger RNA, 1110 nt
Organism: Saccharomyces mikatae IFO 1815
Lineage: Eukaryota; Fungi; Ascomycota; Saccharomycetes; Saccharomycetales; Saccharomycetaceae
Gene: FMP48
Product: protein kinase FMP48
Exons: 1
Coding region: 1-1110 (369 amino acids)
Biological process (GO): mitotic DNA damage checkpoint signaling; protein phosphorylation
Cellular component (GO): cytoplasm; nucleus
Molecular function (GO): ATP binding; protein serine/threonine kinase activity
Source: RefSeq, a predicted model, not a curated record